This is a messenger RNA of Pimephales promelas (fathead minnow), 1901 nucleotides long. It is a transcript of the gene mlst8, whose product is annotated as MTOR associated protein, LST8 homolog (S. cerevisiae). Gene Ontology annotation, cellular component: TORC2 complex; TORC1 complex. Gene Ontology annotation, biological process: regulation of actin cytoskeleton organization; TOR signaling. Lineage: Eukaryota; Metazoa; Chordata; Actinopteri; Cypriniformes; Leuciscidae. Gene Ontology annotation, molecular function: protein binding. The record is from RefSeq and is a predicted model, not a curated record.
GGAUGGAGCGCCGCUUAAAUUUGACAUUUGUAAAUAAUGUUAAUUUCGCUGUUGAGAUCGUAGUUUUACGGUUAUCUAUUAGAAUUUCUAGUGCAUUAUUCGCCCUCAGUUGUGGUUAGGUCUGGAUUGAGUUCAUCAUGAAUGUGAAUCAAGGCACCGUGGGCAGUGAUCCGGUGAUUCUCGCCACUGCUGGUUAUGAUCACACCGUGAGAUUCUGGCAGGCUCACAGCGGCAUCUGCACGAGAACCGUCCAGCACCAGGACUCUCAGGUAAAUUCUCUUGAAGUAACGCCUGACAGAAGCAUGAUUGCUGCUGCUGGUUAUCAACACAUACGUAUGUAUGACUUAAACUCAAAUAAUCCAAACCCUGUGAUCAAUUACGACGGCGUCAGCAAGAACAUCACGUCUGUCGGCUUUCACGAGGAUGGUCGGUGGAUGUACACGGGUGGGGAAGACUGCAUGGCUCGCAUCUGGGACCUGAGGUCAAGAAACCUACAGUGCCAAAGGAUAUUUCAAGUCAAUGCACCUAUUAAUUGUGUGUGCCUUCAUCCCAAUCAGGCUGAAUUAAUCGUUGGGGACCAAAGUGGUGUUAUCCAUAUCUGGGAUUUGAAAACAGACCACAAUGAACAGCUCAUUCCAGAGCCAGAUGUGUCUGUCAAUUCAGUCCAUAUUGAUCCUGAUGCUAGUUAUAUGGCUGCAGUCAACAGCUCGGGGAACUGUUAUGUGUGGAAUUUAGCUGGAGGAAUAGGUGAUGAGGUGACACAACUGAUACCCAAGACCAAGAUCCCUGCCCACAAACGCUACUCGUUACGCUGCAAAUUCAGCCCAGACUCCACAUUACUGGCCACAUGCUCUGCUGACCAGACCUGUAAAAUUUGGAGAACCUCCAACUUUUCUCUAAUGACAGAGUUGAGUAUUAAGAGCAACAACCCUGGAGAGACGUCCCGAGGUUGGAUGUGGGACUGUGCCUUCUCUGGAGAUUCACAGUACAUAGUUACAGCGUCCUCUGAUAACCUGGCACGUCUGUGGUGUGUGGAGACCGGAGAGAUCAAACGGGAGUACAGCGGCCAUCAGAAGGCGGUUGUGUGUUUGGCCUUCAAUGACAGUGUCCUUGGAUAGUUUGCCGAAGAAACUCAUGGAUCUAUGAACCAUCCUCAUGGUAUUAAAUGGACUUUAAUGAUUGAUAACCCCUUAAUGACUAUGAUGCUAAAGACUGAGCAAAAUGCAUCCUUAUCAUUGCUAAUUCAAAUGUUUGGUAGGAUACAUAAACUUUGUUGCAUAUAACCCAGUAAUUGAAUGCAUCCACACAUUUUGCAAAUUAAUGUUUCAGUAACACAAUCCGAAUACAUUUAGCUUUUGAUUAUUAUCCAAUAUCCAGACAUCACUGAAUGAUUCUCGUCUUGAAUUAAAAUAUAUGAGUGAACACAAUGGUGCUUUAUUGUAGACCAGCAGUGUUUUCCAUUACUCGUCUGCAUCAGGUUACAGUCUUUGAGCCAAGUCAUGUUCAAACCACUGCAAAAAUGGGGCUAAAUACAAGAGAGGAUGAAGAGAAUGAUUUAUCAGAUAACAUGACAAGAUGGUUCUGGCUUUGUUGCCAGAUUGGCAUUAAAUAUGGCAUUUUUUUAGCCUUUCCAGUUGCUCUCGUCGAUGAGAAGACAUUUGUUUGUUUGCCUGGCGUGUGCUGGUACACAGGAAUGUCACUCUGGCAGGUAGUAGAAACACACAGAAACGCAAAUGUUGCUGGGGAAGCAAAUGUCGAUGCAGAAGUAAAUAAGUCUUUGUUUCCCGGGACCUUCAGAAGAAGAAAAAAAAGAAAAGAAAUCUCAAGGUUCUUAUUUCUAUAGAUGUGCCGCUGACAAUCAUAAUCAAUGUCCUGUUCCUUGUUCAUGCUCUGCUGGUUGU